AUGGCGCCACAAAAGCUCCUCCCUUUCUCCCUCCUCCUCGUCUCACUCCUUCUCCACACCACCUCCGCCCAAUCCCCGGCCGCCGCGCCUGCCCCUGCCGGCCCAGUCAACAUAACCAAGAUUCUGGAAAAGGCAGGGCAGUUCAGCGUCUUCAUCAGGCUUAUCAAGGCAACCCGAGAAGACCUGACGCUGAACGGCCAGCUCAACAACUCCAACAACGCCAUCACCAUCUUCGCCCCGAGCGACAGCGCGUUCACCACCCUGAAAUCGGGGACCCUCAACGCCCUGAACGAUCAGGAGAAAUCGGAGCUCGUUCAAUUCCACAUCGUCCCAACGUACCUUUCUUCCUCCACUUUCCAGACCGUCAGCAACCCGGUCACCACCCAGGCCGGGACCGGCAACCGGCUGGCACUCAACGUGACCACGUCGGGGAAUUCGGUCAACAUAACGACCGGACUGACCAAUACGAGUGUUUCGGGGACGGUUUACACGGACGGGCAGCUGGCGGUUUACCAGGUCGACAAGGUGCUGCAGCCUCUGGAUCUGUUCACGCCGAAGCCGCCGGCACCGGCGCCGGCGCCGGAGAAGGCGAAGAAGAAGAAGGGGGGAGAGGGUGAUGCGGAUAGCCCGGCCGGAGUGGCGAAGGAUGCGUCGGACGGCGGGGAGAGGGAGAGGUUUAUGGCGGGGAACAGGGUGGUGGUGUUUGUGGUUGGGCUGGCGGCGGCGGCGGUGGCGUUGUGA
This is a messenger RNA of Linum tenue, 741 nucleotides long. Lineage: Eukaryota; Viridiplantae; Streptophyta; Magnoliopsida; Malpighiales; Linaceae. The record is from the annotation of a GenBank genome assembly.